Molecule: messenger RNA, 1721 nt
Organism: Drosophila serrata
Lineage: Eukaryota; Metazoa; Arthropoda; Insecta; Diptera; Drosophilidae
Product: mitochondrial nicotinamide adenine dinucleotide transporter SLC25A51
Cellular component (GO): mitochondrion
Molecular function (GO): NAD transmembrane transporter activity
Source: RefSeq, a predicted model, not a curated record
UUGUCGGAGCUGUUUCGGCCAGGUACCGUGGUUCUUCAUCAUUAUAUAAUUAAACUCCAAACUCGAUGUGAUCAAAACAAACCUGGCAGCGCGAACCAAGUGUGAGAGAGUGUGCGGGUGGUACCACUGUGGAAGAUGGUAUCGCGGUGACGGACAAAUGCCCACUUCUCCACACAGCAGCAGCAGCAGCAGUAGCAGCAGCAGAGUAGAGCAGCAACUUUAGCAAUAUGGAGGACGAGGGCGAAGCGGAGUCCACAGCCGGAAGCCGACCCACUGUGGCAGCAACGAAAUGGCUGGGACCGCCGAUACCCCGGAAUGCCAACGUCUUUUCGGAGCGCUUCUUUGGCUCUUUCCAGUGGGAGGAGUUCGCCUGCGGUUGCGGAGCAGCCUUCGUCAACAUCGCCGCCACUUACCCCAUCUACAAGAUGAUCUUCCGGCAGAUGCUGCACGGCGUGCCCAUCACUUCGGCCUUUGCCCAGCUGCGGCACGAGGGUUUGGGUUUCCUUUAUCGCGGCAUGUUGCCCCCGCUGGCCCAGAAGACCAUCUCACUGUCCAUUAUGUUCGGCGUGUUCGAUGGCACGCGGCGUUACCUCGUGGAGGACUAUAGGCUGAAUGACUAUGGCGCCAAGGUGAUUGCCGGCGUGGUGGCGGGCAGUGCCGAGUCCAUACUCCUGCCCUUCGAGCGUGUGCAGACCCUGCUGGCCGACUCCAAGUUUCACCAGCACUUCUCCAAUACGCCGAAUGCAUUCAGGUAUGUGGUAACCCAUCAUGGUUACCGGGAGCUAUACAGGGGAAUUGAACCAGUAUUUUGGCGCAACGGACUGUCCAAUGCCUUCUUCUUUGUACUCCGAGAAGAGGCCAGUGACAGGCUGCCAAAUAGGAAAUCCGUGUCCACUCGCACGGCCCAGGAGUUCAUUGCUGGCGCUGUGAUUGGGGCCACUAUCAGCACAAUUUUCUACCCGCUUAACGUGAUCAAAGUGUCUCUGCAGAGCGACAUGGGCCAGCGUUCGGAGGGCAGCUGGGAGGCGGCCAAGCGGAUCUACAGGGAGCGCGACUGCCGCAUUGGGAACUUCUAUCGGGGGUGCGCCUUCAAUACGGGACGCUCCUUCAUCAGCUGGGGCAUCAUGAACACGGCCUACGAGAACCUAAAGAAGCUGAUGCACCAGCAGCCAACGCAGAUGUCGCUGACCACGAAGUAAGUGGGGGAUAGGGGGAAACCAAAGGUGGUUCUAGAUAGAAAAUAAGCACACAUAGAAACGACGGUUACUUCUGCCUUUUUUUAGCUAGCCAAUUUUCAUUUGGGUUAAGUCUAAGUCUAAGUUGCUCGUGUCGAGAUGCUAUUAAGGUGCUGAAUUCUAGGUGUUUAAUGUACAUACACGCAUCCUAUGAGGAGGUAUCCUCCUCCAUUAUAACCCAUAUCUGUAUAUCGAUUCAAUUGUCCCAUCGGAUGCCAAAGUUUUCUAGGGGCAUUAUACGAGAGCAUUUAUUGGAACCCAAAUCUACGAGUUUACGGUUUAGUUAGUUACUAUAAUGACUUGUUGUAAAUAAUACCUACUAGAUACAGUACAAUAUAAUAGAAUUGUGUUGUUCGUUCGCCGCUGAUGACUUUGUGAUUCAUUGAAAUUACUAAAAACUGAAUACUAUACGCUGUAAAUUCAAUGUUCGUAUAAAUAUAGAGAAAACAAACUAAAAUAAAAGUGUAUUUGUAAUUCAAAGUUUAA